Messenger RNA from Octopus bimaculoides (California two-spot octopus), 5106 nucleotides. RefSeq lists its product as uncharacterized. Lineage: Eukaryota; Metazoa; Mollusca; Cephalopoda; Octopoda; Octopodidae. The record is from RefSeq and is a predicted model, not a curated record. Gene Ontology annotation, biological process: regulation of transcription by RNA polymerase II. Gene Ontology annotation, molecular function: RNA polymerase II cis-regulatory region sequence-specific DNA binding; DNA-binding transcription factor activity, RNA polymerase II-specific.
AGUAAUGAUACGCUGCCGCCUUUUAAAAUUCUGAACACAGCUCAAAAGUUUCUGUACUGUUUUUGCAGACUUCCUGUCAGAGCCGUCUUAACAGUAUUAUAGGCCCCGGGCAAAGCAAUGCACUGUGACCUCUACCUACACAACCAUAGUAUACAUAGAUUAGCAUUGCGCUUCUUGACACAUGAUGCUGCCAAAUAACUGAUAGCUUUGGUGGAAAGUUGAUAGCUUUGACAGCAUCCAGCCACCCACCCAUUUUCUCCACCCACUAUUCCUGUGAGGGUAGAAACCUUAUGCACCUCUUCCGUCGGGUCCUAUCAGAUGCAACUGUCAUUAAACUUUCCAGUUGGAUUUCCAAGCGCGACCAACUGAGACUAUGGAUGUUAUCCAACCGUCUCGUUCUUGGUCUGUCCCUAGGUCUCGCACUAUUUGGAUCUGCUUGAAGAAUCUGUCUUGCAACAUUCUAAUCAUACGUUCUUAGUACCGGAGCUGUGGCCUCUCAAUGCGGAGAAAUAGCGACACCAUCUGGAGAGACUCAUUGACUGCCAAACUUCGUACCUUGUUGAAUAACGUUUCUCAGAGAUUAUUUAGAGGAAUCCCAUUUCUGCCACCUGUAUUCGCGAUCGUACUCUUUCAGUCAUUACCAAACAUUUAUAACCGUAGGUGAGGUUAGCUACGAAAACCAAAUCGAAGAUAGCGAGUUGGUUUAAAAAAAUUUUUUUUUUAUCAAUCUCUCUCCUUCUAUUGAUUGAAUUCUGAAGCUGGUGCGUUAUUGUGCUAGCACCUGCAUCUAAUUCAAUAUCCUGCUUCCAAUCACUCGUGAACACGGUUCUAUAAUACUUAAAUCUCUUCACUUAAGCAAUUGCUUCAGUGAUCUAUUAAUAUGCAGAGCGUACUGGGGAGACUUUCUUAGGACCAAUGUCUCGAUCUUUGCAUUACUAAUUCUCAUUCUUGUUUUACAGAACUCAGCAGCAGGUCCAACAGAAAUACCAGUUUGGUGCCUGGAGUGAGUAAGACCUCGAAAAGCUGCAAUAUGAAAAGGGUUCGAAAGAAUAACCAUACAGCAUCGUCCGACGCACAGAUUAGCGAGGGUUGAAUUCGGACCUUAGCUACAGAGGUCAGUUCGAAAAAUGUAUUGCAGUCUUCUCCCAAUGCCAGUACAACCAACAAUAAGUCCGCAACUUAUUCUGGGAGGCGUGGAGUGGGAACACAAAGAAUGCGUGUCCCAGCCCCACAAAGUGAGUUCAGGAAGGAACAACUGUUAGUGAUUGAGAUUUGGAAUGUCACAACUCUUACGGGUAAAGAACGGGAACUAAUGCAGAAAGCCAAACGCUACUGGUUAGAUAUAGUCAGUGUCUCCUCUAAAAGGUUCAGCGGUUUCAAGUACCGCAGAUUUUGAUGGAGGUUGCGAACUCCACUAUGCAGGUGUGGUACCAACUAUGUCUGCAUAGCUAAGCACAAGCACUCGGCUGUCGGAUUGUGUUAUGGAGUGGAUUUCAACUUAAGUUGAAAGAAGGCCCGCUGUGGUUGUUGCAGAUAUAUACACCAAAAUACAAAUCCUUCCUUGACGAAGUUACUGCAGUUUUAGAUGUAGUUAAGACCUAGCCAUUUGUCCUACAAGGAGAUUUUGAUGCAGACGUUGGCAGUGAUGAUAAAAUUAGUGUUGUCCACGCAGUACCUUGUAGUUAUCUCCCUUAUCUGUCCUCUACUCUGUUUGCUGAAGUUAAAAACACGUCGGACCUUAUUUUAGGAUAUUAUUAACUGAGACCCCAAGGGAACUUCAUUAAAUAAUACUGCAAAAAAAACUACAUAAUCAUCUUAUAUUGUCAGCUGAAUUAAAAUUAAGACUACUUUAUCUGUUCACACGUCUUGAGCUCAUAUAAACCUUCGUUUAUGUUCUCUCUGAACUGCUAAGAGGAAGCUGAAUUGUCAUUUGAAGAUGUAACCUGGAACAAUGGUGAAUUACUGAAGCAGCAACUUUAAGAUGUAGAUUGUUAACGUUCCUUAAACUGAAGUGGACAGGACAUCAUCUCUCAGGACUAACUGGUAUCAAUGUACAGUUAUUUUAUGUGAGCUGACCAACACAGUUUCAACUAGAAUAUCAUCACCCACCCUAUAAAAAUGGAGUAUAACAGUGACAUGUCUAAUGAGGCAUUUACUGAAAACUGUCAGUCUACCAGUCAGGAAGGAAGUCCAUUAGGUAUGAAAACGUUUCGUGACAUAUCUGACGAGUCAUUUCUUGAGAAUAGUCAGUCUGCAAAUCACAAAGACUCUCCGUCAAGUGAGAAAUCAUCUGAUAGUGAAAUGUCUGAUAUGACUUUGCCCGAGAAGAAUAAGUCUAGCAACUACAAGCAAGCUGGGUCAGAUGAAAAAACAUCCGACAGCGAUACGUUAGAGAAGGCGUAUCCAGAGAAGAGUGGCUUGGGAAGUCAGAAAGACUCCACUCAGUCUGAUGAAGAGGAAAGUUUUAAUAGCGAAAUAUCUGGGAAGGCAUUUCCAGGGGACAGCAAUUUAAUGGCAAACAACAAACAAACUGAGUUGGAUAAAGAGACAUCUGAAAGGGAUUUGUCUCAAGAGCCAUUCCCUGAGAACAGCCUGCUGACCAAUAACAAAGAGAUUCUCAUAUCUGGGAAGACAUUUGAUGCAGAUUUUGUUGCUAAGACACUUCUUGAGAGCAGUAAAUUAACCACCUUCAAGAAACAGAUGCCCUUGACAGAGAAAGCAUUCUACUGUGAAUUUUGUGGCAAAUCUUUUUCUCAGAAUUGUAAGUUGACUCGGCACAAGCGUAUUCAUACUGGAGAGAAACCAUUUCAUUGCGAAUUCUGUGGUAAAGCAUUUUCACGGAAUUGCCAUUUGUCUGACCACAGAAGAGCACACACUGGAGAAAAGCCGCACUUAUGUGAGGUUUGUGGUAAAGCAUUUUUACGACCAUGUGAUUUAUCCCUUCAUGUACGUACUCAUACUGGAGAAAAACCCUACGAAUGUGAUAUUUGUGGGAAAAAAUUCUCAUUUAAGAGUACUUUCCAAUGUCACAAGCUAACUCAUGCAAAAGUGAAGCCAUUUUGUGACAUUUGCGGCAAAAUAUUCUCUCUAAAACGUAAUUUAAUGCGUCAUAGAUAUAUCCACUUCAGGGAAGGAACGUUUGAAUGUGAUAUAUGUAAUAAGAUUUUCUCUGAUGAAGCCUCGUUACUUCAACACAAAGUGAUUCAUGAUGAUGGCAAAGACCUAACUCUCGGUGUGUUUGAUAAAUCAUUUUCUAAAGACUGUGAUGAUGUUCCUCUCAAAGAAGAUAUUUCUACUGAGAAGUCAUCAUUCCAUUGCAAAGCAUGUGGCAAGGAUUUCUCUGAAAAGAAUGCUUUUAUAGAACACAAAGAUAGCCAAUGUAACGAGAAGCUCUUCAGCUGUGACAUAUGUGCCAGGUCAUUUGAUUGUAGUAGUAAAUUAGAGGCUCACAAGGAAAAACACACAGGAAACCGGCCCUUCCAUUGUGAGAUCUGUAACAGGGCUUUCUCUGACAUAACUUAUUUACAACGCCAUAAAAUUAAUCACGCCGAAAAGAAGCCAUUUCCAUGUGAAAUCUGCGGUCGAUCUUUCUCUCAGAGUCACGUCCUUGUUUCUCACAGACGUACUCACACUGGUGAGAAACCAUACCAGUGUGAAGUUUGUGGUAAAAACUUCUCUCGGAAAGACUAUCUGUCCUGCCAUCGACGGGUACACACUGGUGAGAAGCCAUAUGUGUGUGAAAUUUGUGGUAAAGCUUUCACCCGUAAUGAUUAUUUAUCAAUUCACCGACGUUCUCAUGCCGAGGAGAAAGCUUUCCCUUGUGAAAUUUGUGGUGUUGAGUUCUUUCAAUAUAACCAAUUGGUUGAACACAGACAGCUUCACAUUGAAGCAAAUGCUGAACAAUUUCAGUUGGACACCAAUGAAGCGGUCCCUGAAGCUGAUAAUUUACCUCCGACACAUUCCGAGAACCGCGUCAUCGAACCCAUAAAAUUUGAUAUUGAUUACAACAUAUUUUUCUAGAGUCGAUUCUUCUAUCACCUUACCAAGAAAAUAGGAUAAUGAUGUUGCCCUCUAGAGAGCAUCAUUCUAAAAAUAACAUUCUAGGAGUUCCAAUUUCAACUAAUUCUCCUCAGCUCCUGAAUAAUUGACUUGGGGACACAUUUAUGAAUCAACACAGCUGGUUUAAAUUAAACCAUUCUUUCUCUACUUUACCCAACAUCCUUGAAGAACUAUGUUAAAUGAUAUCAGAUAUUAACAUGUAAGAAGAACAAAGGAUGACAAGAUUUUAAAGUGUUUCCAUGGCAAACAUUGAGGAAAAAUUUUUCUACCUACCUGGAGAGGUAAUAGUAUCAUCUACCUACUCAUAGUUGUGCCAUUGUCUACCCAGAUCUGAAGCAAUAUCCAUUAUAUUUACUGUUUAUAAGAAAAUCCUUCAAAAAUAAGUAACAUUUCUGGUGUGAAACCUCAUUGCAAAGAAUAUCUUUGUCGUGGAUCAGUUGGUAAGGCAUCUACCUCGCAAACAGUCAGGGUACUUUCUACCCCCCCUAACUGACAAUAAUAUCAACAUCAUAACACUAACCACUAACUAUGAACCACGUACUCAUGUUUGAGGGUUCCAAACUUCAUAGUUCUGAUCAGUAUUCAGGCUUAUAGGCAAAGAACAUUAUGAUGAUAUCGGAUUUGGGUAAGGUAGAGGUGUGGCAUGGAUAAACAAAAGUACAUCCUUGAGGCAGAGAAGUUGAGUUGCUUGGGAAACAUCUCAUCGAGUUUAGCUACAGUCACAUGACCUUCGGCAAUCCUUUUUCCACCCCUCUUUUUUGAACUUCUGAAAAAGAAAAAAAAAAAAACUUUUCACCUUGCAACCUUUCUUACUGAACAUUUGUAUGCUUGUUGUUCAAAAUAAUAAUAAUAAUAAUAAUUAUAAUAACAACGACAACAAUAAUCCAAUAAUCACAUAUAUAUAUGUAUGUAUAUAUAUAUAUAUAUAAUGUAUGUAUACAUAUAUGUAUGUAUAGUAAACUAUAGUAGUAGUAGUAAUAGUAUUAAUAAUAAUAAUAAUAAUUAUAGAAAGACUGAUCAAAAUUUUAAAUGUAUCGAAUCUGGAAA